Messenger RNA from Racocetra persica, 898 nucleotides. NCBI's taxonomy places the organism in Eukaryota, Fungi, Glomeromycota, Glomeromycetes, Diversisporales, Gigasporaceae. The record is from the annotation of a GenBank genome assembly.
GUUGAUAAAUAUUAUUUUUGCAUUGCGGCUUUAAACGUGAUUAAGAUCGGAGAAGCUAGCUUUUCAGAGGUAUUUGCGGGUUAUGCGCCCAAGUUUACCUCGGUAAAAACAAAGUGCGUGUUCAAGAUAAUCCCAUUUGGACGCGGAAAAGAGGUCUUAAUAAACGGCGAAGAGCAAUGUAGUAUAAAGGACAUAUCACAAGAGGUUAAAAUAACACGAGAGUUAGGAGGAAAGACUGGGCUUGACCCUUUACUGAGAGUCGGUUUCUUGCAAUUAUACAGUGUCGGUAUAUGUCGUGGUAAAUAUCCUAUAGAAUUACUUGAUGAAUGGGAUAGAUGGGAUGCAGAAUUUAAUUCAGAAAACGAUCGCCCUGACUAUUUCGAUGCCAAACAACUUUAUGUAAUAUUUGUUGUUGAGCAUGGAGGAAUUUCCCUUGAAGACUUUAAGCUAAAGAACUGGGAACAAGCCUGGAGUCUACUUAUUCAAGUUGGAUUGGCUUUAGCUCAAGCCGAACAGUCUCUAAAAUUUGAACACAGGGAUCUACAUUGGGGUAAUAUUACAAUAAAACCCACGAAGAAUAAGAUCGUAUCAUAUGAAUUACUCUCGGCGGAAAUCAAUGUACAAGUUCCUACACAUGGCAUACGCGCUUUUAUAAUUGAUUAUACAUUGUCUCGUAUGCAAUGCGGAAAUGAGAUUAUCUAUGUUGAUAUUUUAGACGAAGGAUACUUUACAGGCCAGGGAGAUUAUCAGUUCGAUAUUUACCGCAUGAUGCGUGAAGAGACUAAGGGUGACUGGAGGAAACUCAGUGAACAACAUCGAUAUUUCGAUGCAAUUACUGGAUUCAGGAAACGUGCAUUAAAUAAAGGAGGCUACAGGAGCGCAAUUGACGCGAUAACAA